AUGGAUCAGCCCGUUACAGAGAGAACCAAGUUGCUUUCUGAGAAUCCGUAUGAGGGAAGUGAGGAAUCCGAAUUGAUAUCAGGACAUAUUAGUUCUGAAGGAAGCAAUUUGUCGGCAGCAAGUGAUGGCCUUGUUAACGAAGGCAGCGGGAAUCUCACAAGCAGUAAGACUUAUGGACAUGAUGGAAAAAAGCAUGCAAUUAGUAAAAAUUACUUUGCAAAAGCUUCGGGUGCUAAGGAUAAAAGAAAAAAAGCAUUGGCCCACGACUUAGGUCCUAGGAUGAAGCCGCAAAGAACAAGUAAAAACAGCCAAAAGCUGAAGUUGUUACCCGAGGCUUUAGAUUAUGAGUCAGGUGAAGAUGAUGUCAGGCAAAUGUCUUUGAAAAAGAUUAAAGACAUGCCGGCUCGAAAAGAUGCCGAAAGGUUAGGACGGAAAGAAAGGAAUAUUCUUCCAAGGGUUACUGCAUAUUGCACGGCAGGUGCUUAUAGAAUGAGGGAUCUGAUACGCUGGCUUCAGGAUAAGAAGCGUAUUCAUUCAACGGCACCAAAGUUAUUUGAUGAAUGUAUUUAUACCCCGUUUGCAUACAAAGAUUGGAGGCAUAAAAGCAGAAGUUGGGAUAUGCUUCAAAAUUACAGAGAUCCCAGUUAUGGUAUGUCUGAGGAAUCAGAAACUAAUUUCAUUCGAUUGGAUGCAGAAGGUGGUGAUAUUAAGGUUGGGAAAUUGUCGACUGGUGUUUUCAUUUUUGAGUACGGUGUAGUUGUGAUGUGGGGAUUCAAUAAAAAGGAAGAGCAAGCCUUUUUAGAUGAUCUGGCUAGAUUUGAGAGCGACAAGCUUUCUGAUGAAAACGUUCAAAUGGAAGAGUUCAAUUAUUAUGUGACACGAAGUUACCAGCCGAGAAUCUACAACGAUUUCAUCUCGUUAAGAGACGAUGCAAACUACAUGACGAAGCUUAGUAUCUCCUACGCAAUAUCGCAAUCAGUGAAGAUAUCGUUGUUUGAAGAGUUGGUCGAUAAUACAAUUGAAGAUACCCAGGACAUACCUGAGCAAAUAUCAAAGACAGGUAAAGUGGAGAUGACCAAAGAUGAAAUAAUGAAGUCUAUAGGUGAGUUAUUUAUUCUCAGAAUCAAUAUCAACCUGCAUGGUGCAAUCCUAGACUCACCCGAGCUCAUGUGGUCCGAACCUCAGCUUGAGCCAAUUUAUCAAGCCACGAGAGGUUAUUUAGAAAUUAACCAACGGGUCACCUUAUUAAAUCAGAGAUUGGAGGUUAUAUCUGAUUUGUUGCAGAUGUUGAAAGAGCAACUUACGCAUAAUGAUGACGAACAAAUAGAGAUGAUUGUUAUUUUACUCAUAGCUGCAGAGGUGUUUGUCUCUAUGAUUAACAUUAUAGUUGAUUUAAUUGCUGAGAGAAAAUAA
Messenger RNA from Brettanomyces bruxellensis, 1413 nucleotides. RefSeq lists its product as uncharacterized. The record is from RefSeq and is a predicted model, not a curated record. The transcript has a single exon. Lineage: Eukaryota; Fungi; Ascomycota; Pichiomycetes; Pichiales; Pichiaceae. Bases 1 to 1413 code for a protein of 470 amino acids.